CACGAACACAACACAGAACACAGCAUCGAACGACGUUCAAUAUAACCUCAAUUAUUUCAUUUCAUAUUUCAAACAGAGUGUUGUUACUACAAACCAGGUUAAUAUUUAGUUUGAUCUUUAAGAGGUUUAUAUUAAAUUGAAAUAAAUGUUGAUAGUUUGAAAAUUACAGAGACAAUAAGUACUUUUUGAUUUCCUUGGCUAAUUAAAGCUGGAAAACGCUUCAUGUAAGCUUGCUUCUCUUCGUUUGCUUCAUUGCUUCCCGAACAACUCAGUCACACAUCACACAGAAUGGCAGAAAAGACUUCCAAGCGAUGGAAGAUGGAAGUGUUCAAAGCAAAAAGACUAUUGCAUCAUAUAAAAGAGAGACCAGCGAUCUACAAUUUCGAUUUGAAGGACUAUUAUAAUAAAGCUGUUCUACAAAUCUUAUGGAAGCAAAUUGCUGAUGAAAUGGAAAGUACAGUACACGAAUGCAAGACUACAUGGCAUAUCCUACGAUGUUCGUACAAUCGAGAGCUCCGAAAGGCCAAGUCAGCAAAAGAACUAGGAGUGAAGAGAUCGGGGAGAUGGCAUUUAUUUGACAAAAUGAAAUUUCUGAGUAAUUAUGUGGGAGGACGACCCAGAGGUGGAGGGAAUUCACCAAGUGAGCAUGGUGACAUGGUGAAAAACGAAGAUGAAGAUACAUUCGAUCAGGCUGACUCACUCUCUCUGUCAGAACCAGAACAGUACACUCAGAUGGAUAAUGAAGAUACUUUGAAACAGGCGGAUAAUGAAGAUUCCUUGAAACAGACGGAUAAUGAAGAAUCCUUGAAACAGAUGGAUAAUGAAGGUACUUGGAAACGGUUGGAUAAUGAAGGUACCUGGAAACAGAUGGAUAAUGAAGAUACCUUGAAACUAUUGCGUCUAGUUGAAGAGAGGCCACAAAUCUACAAUUUCAAUUUGGCAGAUUAUAAUAAUAGAGAAAUAAUAGACAAGAAGUGGAAAGAGAUCGCCCAAGAAAUGAAUAUGAAAGCGAAUGAAUGCAAGAGCCGUUGGAUGAGUCUGAGAGGUUCGCUGAAUCGAGUACUCCGCGAUCAAAAAACAAGUUACGAGAAAGGAAUUGUCAAGCCAAUAAAAUGGCCGUUCUUCGACGUCAUGAUGCAUUUUCUCGGUGAUUUCGUCAACAGCCAGUAUCGUAGGCAAAAGAAACACUUUGAAGAGACUCAGAGAACUAGUUUUCUCAGAGAAGUUUUGGAAAUUAACGUCGAUGACAACUCAGACUCAAUCGAUCCAUCUGAAACCAUCUAUCUGGGAGAACCACUGACUCAGGACACAACACACUCAGCCGAAGUGAAGCCUCAGUGCAGUGAAAAGGUUGUUGCACCGAUUGAAAAAGUGUUGGAUCUCAUGAUUGAGGUUUCGAAAUCACAGAGAGAAGUGGAGAGUUCAACUCUCACCUUCUUUAAAAGUUUGCUUCCUGAAGUUGAUAAACUGUCACAGUCAAGGCAGAGAAGAUUCAAACAGGAUGUGAUGGACUUGUUGUAUCAUAGCCUGGAAGAGCAGGAGAAUACUGAACUAGAGUUUUGUCUCAACUAGUCUUGAAAAACCUCAACUAUAUUUUUGUUAUGACUAUCAUUAUUCGGAUUUUGGGUAUGUGCAAAUAACAUACUUAAUUAUAGUGAGAUACAAUUCCAACGGACAUCAAUGUAAAGCAUUGACCUUAUUUAUAAACUUAAUUGAACUUAUGAUCAAAAUUUGGGAGAGAAAUAGUACAGACUCAGCCUAGUUUUUUCUCCCUGAUCAUAAUAUUUUUAUGAUGACAGUAUUGUACAAUUAAUGAAUAAGGAUUGUUGGUAGUUUGAAGUGAUUUUCACAACCGAAAACGUAUCAUAAUAAUAUUUUCAUUAAUAAUAAUAAUAUUGAGUGACCUGGCUGGCUCAGGUCUAGUGUCAGAGUUUUCAGGUAGCACCUGACCAAUUUCAGGGCCUCUGACAUGACCUAACGACUGUUUUUAGGCAGCCGGGACCGACAGCGUGUCCAUGCAAAUAAUGAUGCAACUAUAGGCGGAAUUCACUUCAAAUAUUGUCAGCUUUGAUUGGAUAGAAUGUAUUCAUGUUACUUGUAAGGAAUAAUGCAGUUAAAAAUGAAUAUUGUUAUGGGGUAGGUAAUUAAACAUACGGUACUAUAUUUCAUCAAUAUUCAAAGACUUUUUGGACUAGUUACUUUCCUUGCCCUAUUACCAUAGGUAAAGAAAGUAUUGCUUUCCAAUAAAAUUUAAGGUACCCUAAUUUCAUGUUUUCUAUACGUUUCAAGGUCCCCUGAGUCCAAAAACAUGAUUUUUGGGUGUUGGUCUGUGUGUGUGAACACGAUAACUCCAUUCCUAAUUAACCGAUUGACUUGAAAUUUUAAACUUAAGGUCCUUAUACCAUGAGGAUCCGACAAUAAGAAAUUCAAUAAAAUUCAAUUCAAAAUGGCAGAAAAAAAUGGCUGAUAAUUGCUAAAAACCAUAUUUUUCAUAGUUUUCUCGAAAACGGCUCUAACGAUUUUCUUCAAAUUUAUACCCUAGAUAGAUAAGCCCUAUCAACUGACAUGAGUCUCAUUUCUGGGAAAAUUGCAGGAGUUUCCGUAAUAUUCCUGAGAAGAAUGAAAUUUGUUUAAUUUCUAUCACGAUUUUCACAAAAAUGACUUGACCGUUUUUUUUCAAAUUCAUACCCUGUAUAGUUAUUUAUCAGCUCUAUUAACUGGCAUGAGUCUCCUCCCUGGGAAACUAACAGGGGGUCCACCCCAUCCCUGAGAAAUUUACUUUGUAACCUCCUUCUCGUGCGUGAGGUAGGUAGGUAGUGCAGUUUAUUCAAAAGAACACAAGUCGUUAUUUUAUUUGUAGAACAGCUGUUUUGACAACUUUUAAAAAAUCCUCAAAUUCCAUAAUUCAAACAAAGGAAAAUGUACUCUGAAAACAAUAACAAUAGUAUAAUCAUAGUUUUAAUUAUUUAGCCGCCAAUCGGCAUAAUGUUAUUCCCCGAAAUUAUCCUCGUUUAAGAAUGAGGCUUAUAGAUCAAUGAGCAAGGAAAGUUGUGUGAGUGUACCACACCAGAUUUUUUUUAGUUUUGUUAAUUUUAGAUAUAACUAUUUUUAAAUUCAGAAUCUGUUUCAAAUAAUAUGGUACUUCAUGUUUUCAUUUUGUUUUAAAUAAUUUCUAAUAAAGUAGCCCUUUCAAGAGCAGUAAUUUCAGAAUCUGUGUAUUUUUCCUUGUAUUUAAAGUGUAAAUCGUGGAAUCAAAUAGUAUCCUAUGACACAACCUGCAGUAUCAAUUGGAAUAAUUAAUUAUAAAUGCAUAAUGAAUAAUUGGAAUUAUUAUGAAUAGUAUGCCAUUUUUGGGCAUGCGCCUGGUGUGCCUUUUCCUUAUGAAGUGAAUUGUACAUGAUGACUGAUAAAUGGAAUAAAACAAUGAAAAUCGAUACUGAUAAAAUAAUAGUUAGUAGUAACUAGUAACCGAUUUGAUGGUACUGUCGAGAUAAACCGAAAUUGAAAUAAAUUGUAGGUGAAUAUUCUCAACUGGUGAAUAAAUUGUAGGUAAUUAACUCACCCUCAUACAUUGAAGAGAUGCGUUGAUGGGUGGUGGCAUAUACACAUCUAAAUUACUAUUGUGGUUCUUAAUUUUGUUUGGAGGAAAGCUUUUGACUGAAGGGAAGCUUUUGAUUUAUUAUUCAAAACAAAUAAUCAUUGAGGUCACUGUCAGAAACAAAUUUAUUCACAAUUUCAUAAAAUGCAAACUGAAAAACAGUUAUGAAUACACAACUUACUGUUAAUAGAUAGUGAAAGGUUAGAGGUUUUGAGAGGAAUGGAUGUCAAUGUUCCAUAUAAAAUAAAUAAAAAAAUAAAAAUGUAAAGAUAUGUGAAUAAAUAAUGCUCCUGGCAGUCUUAGAGAGGGUGUGAAACUCGAUUUAUUUCUUCUUUGCUGGCGCAGUUACGUUGAACUUGAAAAAUAUGAUGUCUCCAU
Nilaparvata lugens (brown planthopper) is the source of this 3976-nucleotide messenger RNA. RefSeq lists its product as uncharacterized. The transcript is spliced from 5 exons. The record is from RefSeq and is a predicted model, not a curated record. Gene Ontology annotation, molecular function: DNA binding. Gene Ontology annotation, cellular component: nucleus; transcription regulator complex. NCBI's taxonomy places the organism in Eukaryota, Metazoa, Arthropoda, Insecta, Hemiptera, Delphacidae. Gene Ontology annotation, biological process: regulation of transcription by RNA polymerase II. Bases 289 to 1572 code for a protein of 427 amino acids.